AUGCCUUUUCCAUUCAUAUUACCCACCACCUCCUCCUUCUCAUUCUCCUCAAGCUUCAACUGCGAGUCCCACCCUUCCCUCACACUCAACGCCAGCACGCAUCGGGGCGUUGUGAGGGACUCGCUCAAGAAGCAUAAGCGGCUACCUGCAGCAUCUCAGCCACCAAAUCUGCCAUCUGUGCUAUCUAAUCUGAACAGCUAUCUCCCGUAUCUCCUCGCGGUGGAUGCCGGCCUAAGCAACAAGGCCGUCUCAGGCGACGAGGUCAGUGUGGUCCUGACCUCGACCCCUUCUAUUGAAUGGCGGCCCACAUUAUCGGACCAUGCGGUCCCGGGGAAGGAGAUGGCCAGAGUCAAGAUACAGUCCUUGGAAUAUGAACUCUUCUUCAUCCUCUCUACCGUCGGCUACACCCAUACCCUGCUUGCUCGUUACUCACUCCACCCCCUUUACGUCACCUCAGGGGUGCCUCUCAGCGCGCAGGAGCGCACAACGGCGAUCACCACUGCUACAAAGCAUCUUCUAGAUGCCGCCUCGGCACAUGACUACCUAGCACGUCGAGCCGAGGGUCUUGCCACCACCCCCUCCUGUGCCGAUAUCUCUCAGUCAACCGCGCGCGCCAUGUCCUCCCUCGCACUCGCUGAAGCAACCCUGCUCGCCGUGCUAAAGGAUGACCCGUACCCCGCCGUCAUCGCGCAGGACCGCAACGACAACGACCGGGAGUGGAUGUACAAAGCGCCGGAGAUCCCCAAGGUCCGGGCCCACCUCUUCGCGCGCCUCUGUCUCGCGGCCGCCGACCACGCCGCGCAGGCGUCGUCUCUGUGCCAGGCGCAGCAGGGCCGCGGCACAGGCACCCCGAAGCUCAACGACGGCCUGCUGCGCUACAUCGAGGACUUCCAGAAGAUGUGCCGCGCGAAGGCGUGCCGCUUCUUCAGCAUCGACGCCGAGCUAUCGGGGCAGACGGGAAACGCCCUCGGCUGGCUGCGCUGCGGGCUCCAGGAGCUGGGCAUCGAGGUGAAGGAGGGGAAGAAAGGGGGUCUCAGUCUUAGUCGGAUAAAGAAGGACUGGUCGGAGAAGAGGGAGGAUCGGAAGGUCGAGAGGGGCACGAAUUGGGGCGCGGACGCGGGAAAGAUGGAGGAGACGAGGGUCAUUGAGAUGUUGGAUGCGAAGUGGACCAAGGUCAAUGACACCAUGCUCACCCAGGCCAUCCCGUCACCGGGAACUCUUCUCGCCACCUUGCCAUCGGGUAGGGACAUGCACAGCAUCAAGCCAUACCAAAUCCCCGAGCUCGGUAGGGAGCUGCUCGAGGCGAUGCGCGCCCCUCCAGACCACUCCGAUGAUUUUGGGGGCGAGGGGUUGAGCUCGGAUGACGAUGGCGAGAGGACGGCGGUUGCGACGUCCAUCGGUGGGUUUCCGAACACGCCAGAUAUCAGCCGGAGCGAGGGUACGAGGUCGUAUUAUUAG
Hypoxylon fragiforme is the source of this 1458-nucleotide messenger RNA. RefSeq lists its product as uncharacterized. Gene Ontology annotation, biological process: cellular response to pH. Gene Ontology annotation, cellular component: plasma membrane. The transcript is spliced from 2 exons. The coding region runs from base 1 to 1458 and encodes 485 amino acids. The record is from RefSeq and is a predicted model, not a curated record. NCBI's taxonomy places the organism in Eukaryota, Fungi, Ascomycota, Sordariomycetes, Xylariales, Hypoxylaceae.